AUGUCUUCAACACAAGGUGAGGUGGAGACUCUUCGCAGACGAGAUGAGAAGGCGGGUCUACCUUAUUAUCAGUCCACUCCGACAACUUCAGACUGCGGUAGAUCAACUAGUCUCAGGCGACUGGCUGCUGUUGUAGCCAGUAUUGCAAUCACUGGUUUUGUGCUGAUUCAGUGGCUCGGGACUGUGAGCACUUCGUAUCGACCGCCGACGGCUGGAUUCGAUGGAGCGAGGUCAACGGGUAGAGAAGAUGGUGGUCUCUUCUUACUUGGUGCAGGAAAGGCUGAUAUAACUGGGCCGGUGGUGGAGAUCGAGAUGAAUGGUUAUGCUAGUAUCGACCAGCGGGGAACCGGUCUUCGCCAGAGAAUCUAUUCCCGAGCAUUCAUUAUCGCGGAUCCAGGGAAUACCGACAACACCUUUGUCUAUAUCGUUCUCGAUGCACAAUCCGGGGACACUGCCGUACGACAUGGAGUCCUGCAAGGUCUUGCUGCGUGGGGAGGGGAAUAUACCCGCUACGGAGAACAUAAUUUUGCGUUAACUGGAACCCAUUCGCAUUCGGGGCCCGGGGCGUGGAUGAACUAUCUGCUGCCUCAGAUUCCAAGCUUGGGCUUCAAUAAACAAAGCUACCAAGCCAUAGUUGAUGGCGCUCUUCUGUCUAUCAAACGCGCUCACGAAAGUCUGACACUCGGCCGCCUAGCAUUCGGCUCAAUCGAUCUGGAGGGUGCCAAUGUCAACCGGAGCCCGUAUGCAUAUGCUCAGAACCCGAAAGAAGAGAGGGCGAGGUAUUCCACCGACGUGGAUAAGACAUUGACCAUGCUGAGAUUCGACCGUGCGUCAGACAAUCGGACAGUCGCCGUCUUGAAUUUCUUUCCAGUUCACGGGACGUCAUUGUACAAUAAUAACACCUUGAUCACCGGAGACAACAAAGGGGUUGCUGCGUGGCUCUUGGAGAGAAGUGUCCGAAAGGAUGCCAGAUUUGCAGACGGCUUUGUGGCAGGCUUCUCUCAGUCCAAUGUAGGUGACACCUCUCCAAAUGUGUUGGGUGCCUGGUGCGAGGACGGUUCUGGAGAACAAUGCCGCUACGAGGACAGUACGUGCGGCGGCAGAAAUGAGCCCUGUCACGGACGUGGCCCUUUCUUCGCGCAGAACGAUGAGGGAGCCAAGAGUGCCUUUGAGGUCGGUCGACUGCAGUAUGACGCAGCGAAGACCCUGUAUGAACGGAUGGAACGGACUUCUGACCAGAUUCUUGGUGAUUCCAACGUCGCCUCGUUCCAUGUCUAUCAGAACCUGGCCAAUUAUACCUUUUUCUCCCCGUUCAACUCCAGCGCCACACUAAGGACCUGCUCGGCUGCCCUGGGAUUUUCUUUUGCCGCCGGCACCAGUGACGGGCCUGGCGCCUUUGACUUCACACAGAACGGAACUGGGCCGGCCGAGUCCAAUCCGCUCUGGGGUAUAGCGAGGGCUUUUGUGCACGCACCGUCAGUCGAGCAGCAGGCGUGUCAAUUACCAAAGGACAUUCUUUUGGAUGUGGGAAGCGUCACCAAGCCGUACCAAUGGACACCGAACAUCGUCGAUAUCCAGGUCUUUCGUGUCGGCCAGCUGCUCAUAGUGGUCUCUGCCAGCGAAGCCACCACGAUGGCCGGCCGCCGAUGGAAGCAUGCUCUUGCCACUGCUUCAAUGAAAGUCCUCUCUAUCCCAGAUCCUCUUGUGGUGUUGGGGGCACCAGCAAACUCAUACGCCCAUUAUGUGACAACAGAGGAAGAAUACAGCGUGCAACGCUACGAAGGCGCUUCCACGCUCUACGGACCAAACACGCUAGCAGCGUAUGUGAACCUGAGUCUGACAUAUCUGCCAUAUCUUGCCGACCAAUCGACUGUUGCUCGUCUCCCUGCCAUCCCCUCUGGUCCAAGUCCACCAGUCAAUACAAAUGUGUCCUUGAGCUUCAUAUCCGAUGUUGUCUAUGAUGCCGCCCCCAUCGGAAGGACAUUUGGGCAGGUUGUCUCCUCACCGUCGUCAACGACUCUCUACCGGCCUGGUGACAUCGUCAAGGCCACCUUCAUCGGGGCCAAUCCGCGCAACAACCUUCGCCUCGAAAAUACGUUUGCCGCCGUCGAAAGACUAAACACUCUCUCUGGGAAGUGGGAGACUGUUCGCACCGAUGCCGACUGGAACCUGAUUUACCGCUGGGAAAGGACGAAUACUGUUCUAGGACACAGCGAGGUCGUCAUCCAGUGGCAGAUCGAAGAUGACUAUUAUAGUACAGGAGACCCGGCCCCGCUUCAGGAUGGGACCUACCGGAUCCAUUAUUAUGGAGAUGCGAAGAGCAUCUUUGGAACCAUCUUCCCAUUUGAGGGUAUUGGCGGUAAUUUCACUGCUUCGACGAGCUCGUGA
Molecule: messenger RNA, 2388 nt
Organism: Penicilliopsis zonata CBS 506.65
Lineage: Eukaryota; Fungi; Ascomycota; Eurotiomycetes; Eurotiales; Aspergillaceae
Exons: 1
Coding region: 1-2388 (795 amino acids)
Biological process (GO): long-chain fatty acid biosynthetic process; ceramide catabolic process; sphingosine biosynthetic process
Cellular component (GO): extracellular region
Molecular function (GO): N-acylsphingosine amidohydrolase activity
Source: RefSeq, a predicted model, not a curated record